Carassius gibelio (silver crucian carp) is the source of this 2664-nucleotide messenger RNA. Its product is annotated as acidic mammalian chitinase-like. NCBI's taxonomy places the organism in Eukaryota, Metazoa, Chordata, Actinopteri, Cypriniformes, Cyprinidae. Bases 108 to 1484 code for a protein of 458 amino acids. The transcript is spliced from 11 exons. The record is from RefSeq and is a predicted model, not a curated record. Gene Ontology annotation, cellular component: extracellular region. Gene Ontology annotation, molecular function: chitinase activity; chitin binding. Gene Ontology annotation, biological process: carbohydrate metabolic process; chitin catabolic process.
UCAUUGGUAUAUGAAGGAGUGACACUGACGUGUUAUAUAAACGAUAACUUCUGUCUUUCAUACAACAGUAGCAGACAGAACUUCUUGACUGAAACAACCAUCACAUUAUGAUGACCAAAUUUAUUUUUCUAGCUGGUUUUUCCCUGGCAUUGUGUCACUUCGGAUGGUCCUCCGAACUGAUAUGCUACUUCACAAACUGGUCUCAGUACAGACCUGGUGUUGGCAAGUACAUGCCAGAAAAUGUAGAUCCACAUCUGUGCACUCAUUUAAUUUAUGCUUUUUCCGCCAUUAAUCCGGUAAAUGAGUUGAUCACUUCUGAAUCUAAUGAUGAAACUCUCUACAAAUCUUUCAAUGGACUAAAGGAAAAAAAUCCCAGCUUGAAAACUCUCUUGGCUGUCGGAGGAUGGACCUUUGGCUCAGAACAAUUUAGUAUCAUGGUGUCCUCACCAGCAAACAGGACGACGUUUAUUCAGUCCUCCAUCACAUUUCUGAGGAAACAUGGCUUUGAUGGUCUGGAUCUGGACUGGGAGUAUCCAGGUUCCCGUGGAAGUCCUCCAGAAGACAAGCAGAGGUUCACUCUGCUCUGUAAGGAGCUCUUGGAAGCUUAUGAGGCAGAGGGUGCUGCCACUGGACGUCCCAGACUCAUGCUCACUGCUGCAGUGGCUGCUUUUAAAGGAACUAUUGAUGAAGCUUAUGAAAUUUCAGAAAUUGCCAAGUAUUUGGACUUCAUUAAUGUGAUGACCUAUGACUUCUACGGUUCAUUUGAAAAUUUCACCAGGCACAACAGUCCUCUGUAUGAUGGCUCUGGAUACCCAGGAGGCAACAUCUACUAUAACACUGAUUUUGCAAUGAGAUACUGGAGAGAUCAGGGCGCUCCUGUGGAGAAGCUGAGGAUGGGCUUUGCUACAUAUGGAAGAACAUUUCGCCUGUCUUCACUUUCUGGACCCAGUGGAGUUGGAGCUCCAGCUAAUGGUUCUGGAUCAGCUGGAAACUACACCAGAGAGGACGGAUUCUGGUCCUAUUAUGAGAUCUGUACUUUCCUUCAAGGAACCUCUGUGGAAUGGAUUGAAGAUCAGAAAGUUCCUUAUGCAACAAAAGGACAAGAAUGGGUGGGAUUCGACAAUAAGGAAAGCUUUGAGAUAAAGGUGAACUACCUAAAGAAGGAAAAGUUUGGAGGAGCUUUCGUCUGGGCUCUGGAUCUUGAUGACUUUAAAGGACAGUUCUGUGAUCAGGGCGAAUACCCCCUCAUUGGACAUCUCAGCACACUUCUUAAUAGAGAUUUCUCAACUGUCUCUCCAAAUCCAACACAUGAGCCUGGUAAGACCACAGCAUCCAGCGCUGGAUCUUAUGCCACAAGACCUCAUGUUCUAAUCGCAUGUCCCAUAAAAUGCAUUGCCCUGAUGGGACUGUCUUCAAUCCUGGCUGCAUGUGCUGCGACUGGCGUAAGAAUGAACCUCAUGUUGUCACUGUUCCACUCCUACUAGGGAAAUGUUUAGAACUUUGGCAGGGUUUUGCAAAACUAUUUGGUAUCAGUAAUUUCACACUUUACCUUUACGUUUUCUGUUAAGGUUUUUUUUAUUUUAAGACAUAUAUGAUAUAAUACUACUUUAAUAAAAUAAUAUGCUACAUUUUGUUGUUUCUUUAAAAAAGAAGCACAGUCUUACUUGCCUGAUUAAAACUUACCUGAUAUCCGCUAAUUUUUACAUUUAAAGUGGAACUGCUUUAGUAACCUUGACAUUAUUAUUUUUUAUGCAAAAUCUGUGUGUUUUUAUCACGAUGUUAGAAUAUUUAUUCAAAUAAAAAAACACCCAUCUACUGUAUUUUUGUUAGUAAACUAAACAAAUAAACAAUUAACCACCUUGAGAUAAUUAAAACUAUUUAUGUAAAAUAUUUACUGUAUAAUAUUUAUUUUGUGAUCCGUAAUCAAUGAUGUCAUUCAAAGUGACAUUUAAAUAACCAAUAACAAUAACUUUGUGUUGAGCAACAGGUUUGUGAUGCAGGUGAUAUGCAGAGAUAAAUGUGCAGAGAUAAAUCACUUCUGUCUAACAACAUUUUAAUUAAUAAUCUACUGGCAAAAUGGGUGCCCCAAGCAGGAUUGUAUUGUUGUGCCCACCUUUCUCAAAUAUCAUGAAAACAACAACAGCAACAAAAACUAGAAAAAUAGAAACUUUAAUAAAAAAAUUUUUUUUAAGUAAAUAAAUUUGUAUUAUUUACAAAUUACAAUUGUAACUCUCGACAUUUACCUGGCUUAUUAUGACUCUUCAUUCUUCAGGAUCCCUUUUCAGGCAUUUGUAAUAACAUGUUAUUGUAUAUUUUGUAUUAGCCUACAUUAUGUAUUUUAACAGUGUUAUUGUGGUGGUGAAAUUAUUUCUGACAUUAAAACUCAUUAUUAACAUCAAAAAAGUUUCCCAGAAAUUUACCUGAAAGUGAUACAAUGGCCUCAUCUUUACCUGUUUUUAUACAGUCUUUUGUUUUUACCUAAAUUAUUUUCAAUGUGCUCCUGUGGCUCAAGUGGUAGAGUGCUGCAUUAGCAGCACAAGGUUUUGGGUUUGAUUCCCUGGAAAAACAUGUUGGGUAAAAACUGUUGAUGCACUGUAAAUUGCUUUGGAUAAAAGUGUCUGAUAAACAUACAAUCUAUAUUAAUAAAUAUCUAAAAUGUAUAAA